Messenger RNA from Ostreococcus lucimarinus CCE9901, 678 nucleotides. RefSeq lists its product with no specific name. NCBI's taxonomy places the organism in Eukaryota, Viridiplantae, Chlorophyta, Mamiellophyceae, Mamiellales, Bathycoccaceae. The coding region runs from base 1 to 678 and encodes 225 amino acids. Gene Ontology annotation, molecular function: RNA binding. The record is from RefSeq and is a predicted model, not a curated record. The transcript has a single exon.
AUGAAGGAGUUCGAGGGACGGCACAUUCGCGUUGAUUUAGCGAGUAAACCAUCGAUCAUACGAAGUGAGGUGGUGUAUGAUCACACGCGAAGUGUCUUCUUGGGCCAUUUACCGUUUAAUGUCGACGAUGAGGACGUGAUUCGGUUGUUCAACAAGAAUAAAGAGUAUCCCGAUUUGCGCAAGAGCGUCGAGGCCGUGCGCGUGGUGCGAGACAGAAAGACGACCAUGGGUAAGGGCAUCGGGUUCGUGUUGUUCAAAACGCCAGCGCAAGCGCGUACGGCGCUUUUGCUUGACGGGAGUAAGCUCGGCGAUAGAGAGAUUCGCGUGAGCAAAGCCGCUCGAUCCAAGGCGCCGAAACCCGGCACGCCGAGCAAGGCGCGCGCCGAGCCGAAGGUCGCCACCGGUGCCGAACGACGGAAUCCGAAGCUUCGUGACGAAGGUGGCGAUGCGUCGACGUCGCGUGGCACAAACGCGUGGGAAGGGUCGAGAUCUCGUCCCGGUGGAAAAUCGUCCAAGAGCGCGCACCGCGGCGGCGAGGCGCAGCGCGGCGCCCCAGGCGCGAGGCAAACUUCGAGUAAAGCCGGCAUCGCGAAGGCGGCCAAACGAUCGGGAAAGCGCCCCGCCGUGGCGGCGCGCAAGGCCAAAGCCAAGGCGUCCGCGGCGGCGGGACGUAACUAA